Messenger RNA from Trifolium pratense (red clover), 1410 nucleotides. RefSeq names its product rust resistance kinase Lr10-like. NCBI's taxonomy places the organism in Eukaryota, Viridiplantae, Streptophyta, Magnoliopsida, Fabales, Fabaceae. The transcript has a single exon. Gene Ontology annotation, biological process: protein phosphorylation. Gene Ontology annotation, molecular function: ATP binding; protein kinase activity. The record is from RefSeq and is a predicted model, not a curated record. Bases 503 to 1255 code for a protein of 250 amino acids.
ACUACAUGCAAUAGGUGUGAAAAUAUACGAUGCAUCUACUGGUAUAUCUGAAUCUCAACUUGGUAUUGACAUAGGAAAAAUCAUUGGAAGGUAUAUUUUGUCAUGGUACAUUAUAUUUAGACUUAUGUUGGGUUUCAUAGUUUUCAUUGCAAAAUUGGUACAUAUAUAUCGAACAAGGCAUACAUCAAUGUAUGAAAAUAUCGAGGAUUUUCUUCAAGGGAAUUCCCUCAUGCCUAUAAGGUAUUCAUACAAAGAGAUAAAGAACAUGACUAGAGGAUUUAAGGACAAGUUGGGUGAAGGAGGCUAUGGUACAGUUUAUAAGGGAAAGCUUCGCAGCGGGCCUUUGGUAGCCAUAAAGAUGUUGGGGAAAUCUAAGGGUAUUGAAAAUUGACAAGAUUUUAUUAGUGAAGUUGCAACCAUAGGAAGAAUACAUCAUACCAAUGUGGUGCGACUUAUUGGAUUUUGUGUUGAGGGAUCAAAACGUGCUCUUGUUUAUGAUUUUAUGCCCAACGGCUCUCUUGACAGAUAUAUUUCCUCUGGAGAAAAUCACAUUUCCUUAACUUUUAGGCAAAUGUACGAGAUAUCACUUGCAGUGGCUCGUGGAAUUGCUUAUUUGCAUCAAGGUUGUGACAUGCAAAUUUUACAUUUUGAUAUCAAGCCUCAUAACAUACUUCUUGACAAGGACUUCACUGCCAAAGUUUCAGACUUUGGUCUUGCAAAACUUUAUCCUGUUGACAAUAGCAUUGUAACUUUGACUGCUGCAAGAGGAACGAUUGGUUACAUGGCUCCAGAACUGUUCUACAAAAAUAUUGGUGGAGUUUCCUAUAAGGCUGAUGUAUAUAGUUUUGGAAUGCUCUUAAUGGAAAUAGCAAACCGGAGAAGAAAUUUGAACUCAAAUGCAGAUAAGUCAAGCCAAAUUUUCUUUCCCUAUUGGAUUUACAAUGAAUUGAUUGAAGAAAGGGAGAUAGAAAUAUUGGGAGAAGCUACAGACGACGAAAAGAAAAAUGUGAAGAAGAUGUUCAUAAUUGCUUUAUGGUGCAUACAAUUAAACCCAAAUGAUCGUCCUUCAAUGGACAAGGUAAUAGAAAUGCUUGAAGGAGAAAUUGAAGACAUUGAAAUUCCUCCAAAACCUUCUCCAUAUCCAAAUGAAGUUGUUCAAGAUAAUGGAAUAAGCUCUAGUGAAUCUGUAUCGGAUGACGAUGUCACCGACUCGAUUAGUUUUGUUGGGGAAACUAUAGAAGAUCCUUUAUUAUAGUAGUACUAAACUACUAGAUAAUAAUGAGAGGUUUUAUCCAUAUGACAGGAUGAUUGUAUAAUAACAUUAAAUCGUUGCAAGAAUAAUGAGGGAGAAAAAUAAUACAAAAAAGUUGUGUGUAAUAGCAAUCUAUAUAUUAAAGAAAUUAAAGUUGC